Messenger RNA from Colletotrichum fioriniae, 1941 nucleotides. RefSeq lists its product as uncharacterized. The record is from RefSeq and is a predicted model, not a curated record. Gene Ontology annotation, biological process: DNA-templated transcription; regulation of DNA-templated transcription. Lineage: Eukaryota; Fungi; Ascomycota; Sordariomycetes; Glomerellales; Glomerellaceae. Gene Ontology annotation, molecular function: DNA-binding transcription factor activity, RNA polymerase II-specific; DNA binding; zinc ion binding.
AUGACUUCGCCAACCGCCAACCUUGCGACCCCAGUCUCACCUCCUUCCACGAACGCAAUCCCUGCACAAGAUGCUGAGCAACCUGAUAGCUCCUCGGGUUCUAGAGCCUUUCCAUCAAGAUCUUCAAGUCGUGGCAGAGGGCGGCAAGGCGAGAGUAGCGGCCAAGACCAGCCUUCAGAAAACCUUGUCGGUAAUCUCUUCAAAAGCCGCGAUGCGCCAUCCUUCUUCGGCUCUUCGUAUUUCGGCCCUCAAGCCGCCGCAAAAAUCAUCCAAGCGCCCGCUCCAGAGUUAUCAUCUGGGCUCAGCUCAAAACCCCAGGCGGGAUCAACUCACUCAUUCAGAGAGGAGAAUGGUCCCUUCUCUCAGAUUUGGGAUCUUCUGGGACUGCUGCCGCGCAAGAAGUCCACAGUCGACAGGCUGACGGAAUGCUUCCUAAACGAACUCAACUGGGCGAUUGACGCGGUUCAGCCAACCUCUUUCAAAGCCAAGUACGAAAACUUCUGGUCUCGCAAGUUCGGCUUUGAUGAUUUUGCUACGAUUGACCUUCGCUGGCUGGCUUUGCUGUUCAUCGUCUUGGCGUAUGGGGUGUUGUUAGAUUGCCCAAGACCACGGAACAGGGAGGUUCAGCGAGAGGUCUACGACACGUCUCAACGGUUCUACUGGGCCGCCCGAAGAGCCAUUGUGAUUGCCCCGACUUUCUACGGCGAGUCGACGGAUCUCGUGCGAGCUGGUGUUUUGGUCACUCGGUAUCUCAUUUACACCCGCCGUGUGCCGGAGUCCUGGCUCACAACGAGCUUCGCUAUGAGGAUGGCUCAGGCGCAGGGCAUGCAUAUCGACGGUGAACGGUGGAGACUUCCAAGAAAAGAAACAGAGACUAGACGACGGCUAUGGAGCAAUCUCUACAUGCUCGACAAAACCAUAGCACUAGCUCUCGGACGACCGUUUGCGAUUGUUGAUCAACAGUGUCUUGUUAAGCAGGCCUCCAAUGUUUGGCUAGACGACCUUGAUGACGAGGAGGCCGCCUCGGCCCCAGAAGCACCUCUUUCAGAGCCAACCGCGAGUGUCUUCAGCCGCCUAGCUCACGAACUUGCCGUGGUCGUAGGCAAGAUUCAAGAGCGAUGUUUCGGUCUGUUCACAGUCUCCUACGAGACUGUUCUCACGCUCGACAAAGAGAUCGAUACUUGGAGAGGCAGAUUACCACCAUAUUUCGAGUUGGAGGACCCGGACAUUUCCAAGGACGACCGCCUCCCUUUCCUCCCUUGGCAGAGACUACAUCUGCACAGCAUGUACCAUUUCGCAAGAGUCACACUACACCGGCCUUUCCUUCUCCGUCAGUCCAUCACAAAUCGGUACAGACAUAGCCACGACGUAUGCAUAGCUUCCGCCUGCGCAGACCUUGACAUGGGUCUAAAGAUGUUCAACCAACCUCUUAACGACAGGCUGAAGUGGAGUCUGGGACCACACAACCUCUUCAACAGUGCUCUUGUACUGGGUAUUAUUGCUGUCCGCGACCCCCAUUCUCGGCGUUCUCAGGCUAUCCUCGAGGAUUUAUCUGCAUACUGCGAGAUGCAGAGAAAUGACGUCUGGCUCAAUGAAUUUGCCCUCGCUGAAGUCAAAAUAGUUGAGCUCUGUGUCAAAAAGGCAAGGCAGUCUCACCCGCCACCAGCCAACACCCUAGUACCGCUAGCUCUAGCGUCAGCUUCACCUAGCAGGCGCUUCUCUCAGCCGGUUGGCCAACCGCCAGUAAUGGAGACACAACCUCAGUUGCCAGUCGAGAGUCCCGACUUUGACCCUCUGAUGGCUGGCUUGGGCCUUCCUUACAGCACGACGAGCGCACAGAUGACAUGGGACGAUCCUGGAUUCUUUCUUCCUGAGAGCGGAGACUUAUCUCAAUGGGAGCAUGUUAUCAACACUCUUAUGCAUGAUCAAGCAAGCAUGUAA